GGAGGGGAGAGUCGCAGGGCAUCGAGCCCCGCUGUCGCCUCGACGGUGGUUGGCGUUUCAGGGGAGAGUCACACGAGAGGGAGGAGGAGGAGAAGAAGAAGAAGAAGAAGAAGGAAAGCAGCCCUUUUCUCUGCCCCUCUUUCUCUUUCCCUCCGCGGGCUCAACUCUCAGCAAGAGAAGCUCAUACGGGGGGGGGGAAGCGGGGUGACGUCGGGGAGAAGGAAAGGGGGCGACGGGUGCGGAGCCCGGAGGGCGACCGGCUAAGCCUCCCUUCUUCUCCUCCCUUCUUUUUCCCACACCCCCCCAGCUGACAACAUGGCUGCGGCCGCUAACGCUGCCCAGGACGAGCUGAAUCAGCUUGAGCGUGUCUUUUUACGGCUUGGCCAUGCAGAAACGGAUGAGCAGUUGCAGAAUAUUAUAUCCAAAUUCCUACCACCUGUUCUUCUGAAGCUUUCCAGUACACAGGAAGGAGUACGUAAGAAGGUUAUGGAAUUGCUUGUUCACCUGAACAAACGUAUCAAAAGUCGCCCCAAAAUCCAGCUGCCGGUGGAGACUUUGCUGGUCCAGUACCAGGAUCCUUCCGCAGUGUCCUUUGUUACAAAUUUCACCAUAAUAUACGUUAAGAUGGGUUACCCUCGUUUGCCUGUGGAAAAGCAAUGUGAGCUUGCUCCCACACUCCUUACUGCAAUGGAAGGAAAACCUCAACCCCAACAAGACAGCCUAAUGCACCUUCUAAUACCAACCCUUUUUCACAUGAAAUACCCUGUUGAACCUCUGAAAGCAGCUUCUCCGUUUAAUCUUGCCGAGAAACCAAAGACUGUGCAACUGCUCUUGGAUUUUAUGUUAGAUGUCCUCCUUAUGCCUUAUGGAUACGUGUUGAAUGAAUCCCAGAGUCGCCAAAGUGUCCCAGCUGGACAGGGCUCUUCUUCAUCAAGUGGUUCCGGAGGUUCUGGGAUCCCUCAGCCUCCUCCAGGAAUGAGCUUUUACGCGGCCAAGCGGGUAAUUGGGGACAGCCCAUGGACGCCGGAACAGCUGGAACAGUGUAAACUGGGCAUUGUGAAGUUCAUCGAAGCUGAGCAGGUGCCUGAACUUGAAGCUAUCAUACACCUGGUCAUAGCCUCCAGUGACACAAGGCACAGUGUAGCCACUGCAGCAGACCUUGAACUCAAAAGCAAGCAAAGUUUGAUUGACUGGAACAAUCCAGCCAUCAUCAACAGGAUGUAUAAAGUGUACCUUGGGGACAUACCACUAAAAACCAAGGAGGGAGCUGUUCUGAAACCAGAAUUGAAACGUGAUCCAGUCAGCACACGGGUAAAAUUAAAGAUAGUCCCUCAUCUUUUGCGCUCCAGGCAAGCUGCAGAAACGUUUCCUGCAAAUAUUCAGGUGGUCUACGAUGGACUUUUUGGUGCAAAUACCAAUGCAAAACUGAGAACCCUAUCUCUUCAAUUUGUGCAUCAUAUUUGUGUAAUUUGCCCGGAUGGUAAGAUAAAGCCACUGGGCCCGAUGCUCCUGAAUGGAUUGACAAAACUGAUUAAUGAGUAUAAAGAGGACCCCAAAUUGUUGUCCAUGGCCUAUUCAGCUGUUGGAAAACUUUCCAGCCGAAUACCUCAGCUGUUCACCAAGGACCUGGCACUAGUCCAACAGUUUUUUGAGGCUCUUUCUAAGGAAGAUCCCGACACCAGGCUUGCUAUUCAAGAGGCUUUGUCCAUGAUGGUUGGGGCCUACACAAAUCUAGAAGGAGCCCCGCGUACUCUUAUGGAGGCCCUUGUGGCCUCAAACCUAAUUAAGCCUCAAGUCCAAGUACGUCAGGUGGCUGUAAAGUUUGCCAGCACGGUGUUCCCUUCAGAUCACAUUCCUUCAAGAUACUUACUUCUUUUAGCUGCAGGAGACCCACGGGAAGAGGUACAUGGAGAGGCACAACGCGCGCUGAGAACGAUUCCUGGCAAGAAUGAAAAGGAGAGCGGUGGUAAACAGAUGCCUUCCUUCCCAGAAAUGGUCCAGUAUAUUCAAGAGAAGGCUUCUCACAGAAUGAAAACACCUGCUAAAUAUAUGACAGGGACUACAGUCAUGCCUUUCAACCCAGCUGCUUUUGGAGAGAUCGUCCUGUACCUCCGAAUGUGUCUCGCUCACAGUUCUGGUGUGGUGCCCACCUCUCAGAGCUUAGCCGAAAUGCAAGAUCAUGCUCCAGCUAUUGGCCGUUACAUUAGAAACCUCCUGUCUGGACACGUCAUAACAUCCUCUUCCUCAAAGGGAGGUGAAAGCAACCCUGUGCAGAUCUAUAUAAGCCUUCUUCAGCAACUGCUGUCUGGUGUUGGAGCGACACCGGAAGUGGCAUCACUUCCAGUAUCGCGGGAUUUCGGCAGCUGUGCCGCUCACUCCUCCAUCUUUCCUGCUUUCUGGUUCUGUUUGGGUUUGCCAGUGAUGUACUGCCUGUUGGAGGUUGUUUCCGUCUAUCCUGAAAAGCUAGCUGCAAGAUUUGUAGACAAAAUGGAUUGGAUAAAGAGCCUUAUGAAUACCAAUAAGGAAGAGAUGCGGGAGCUGGCUGCUCUGUUUUAUUCAGUAGUAUUGUCGACAGUGUCAGAAAAUGAAUUUAAAACAUCAGUUCAGCACCUGAUAAAAACAGCAAAAGACAAUCAUAAUCUGGAAAUGCAACAUGGAUCUUUGUUGGCUCUGGGAUUUACAGUUGGACGGUAUUUGUCAAAGAGAAAAAUGAGGAUGGUGGAACUGCAUGACUUGGAAGAUCCAAAUACCAUUGUUGCCCCAGAACAAGACCAGUUGAUAAAGUCAACGACAGAAACGAUUGGUUCUUUUCUGGAUAGUACCUCACCCCUCUUGGCAGUAGCUGCUUGUACAGCACUGGGGGAAAUAGGCAGAAAUGCGCCUCUGCCCAUCCCGAAUGAAGGGACUGGAUUUACAAAGCUUCAUCUUGUUGAAAGUUUGCUAGCCAGAAUUCCCUCAGGCAAGGAAACUAAUAAGAUGAAGGAACGAGCUAUACAAACGCUGGGUUACUUUCCAGUAGGGGAUGGAAAUUUCCCCCACCAGAAGCUACUCUUACAAGGAUUGAUGGAUUCUGUAGAGGCCAAGCAAAUUGAACUGCAGUUUACUGUUGGUGAAGCUAUUACCAGUGCUGCGAUAGGAACUAGCUCUGUAGCUGCCCGGGAUGCGUGGAUGGUAGCUGAAGAAGAAUAUACUCCUCCCGCUGAUGUGAAAGUUAAUGACGUGGUUCCCUGGGUCUUGGAUGUCAUUUUGAAUAAGCACAUUGUCAGCCCCAACCCUCACAUAAGACAAGCAUCCUGCAUCUGGCUUUUAUCACUGGUGAAGAAGCUCAGCACCCACAAAGAAAUUAAGUCUCACCUCAAAGAAAUCCAAACUGCAUUUGUGACUACUCUAUCCGACAGUGACGAACUCAGUCAAGAUGUUGCUUCCAAAGGCCUCGGUUUGGUGUAUGAGCUUGGGAGUGAGCAAGACCAGCAGGAGCUGGUUACUACUCUUGUGGAAACUCUUAUGACUGGGAGAAGAGCCAGGCAUGAAGUGACUGGGGAGACAGUGAUGUUCCAGGGAUCAGGCCUCGGCAAGACUCCAGAUGGCCAGGGUCUUUCUACUUACCAGGAGCUUUGUUCGCUCGCUAGCGACCUCAACCAGCCGGACUUGGUGUACAAGUUCAUGAAUUUGGCCAAUCACCAUGCAAUGUGGAACUCUCGGAAGGGAGCUGCUUUCGGUUUUAAUGUGAUUGCAACCAAAGCUGGGGAACAGCUCGCCCCUUUUCUCCCCCAGCUUCUUCCUCGUCUCUAUCGCUACCAGUUUGACCCCAAUCUAGGGAUCCGGCAGGCUAUGACCAGCAUUUGGAAUGCGCUUGUGACAGACAAAUCUGCAGUGGACAAAUAUAUGAAAGAAAUCCUUGAUGAUUUAAUAAGCAACUUGACCAGUAACAUGUGGCGGAUCCGAGAGUCCAGCUGUCUAGCAUUGAAUGAUUUGCUAAGAGGAAGACCCUUGGACGACAUUAUUCAUAAACUUCCAGAAAUAUGGGAAACUCUCUUUAGAGUGCAAGAUGACAUAAAGGAAUCUGUACGGAAGGCAGCAGAGUUAGCCCUGAAAACAUUAAGUAAGGUGUGUGUGAAGAUGUGCGACCCGUCCAAAGGAGCUGCAGGCCAGAGAACAAUAGCUGUCCUGUUGCCAUGCCUGCUUGAUAAAGGAAUGAUGAAUACUGUGACUGAAGUGCGGACUCUCAGCAUUAACACCUUGGUGAAGAUCAGUAAAAGUGCCGGGGCCAUGCUCAAGCCACACGCACCCAAGCUCAUCCCAGCUUUGUUGGAGUCUCUGAGUGUGCUGGAACCCCAGGUCCUCAAUUACUUGAGUCUGCGUGCUACGGAGCAGGAAAAGGCGGCAAUGGAUAGCGCAAGACUCAGUGCUGCUAAGUCCUCCCCCAUGAUGGAGACUAUCAACAUGUGCUUACAGUAUUUGGAUGUUUCUGUUCUGGGUGAAUUGGUUCCCAGGCUGUGCGAACUGACUAGAAGUGGACUAGGCGUCGGCACCAAGGGCGGUUGUGCUAGUGUAAUUGUAUCACUGACCACUCAGUGCCCUCAAGACCUGACGCCGUAUUCAGGCAAGCUCAUGAGCGCUUUGCUCAGCGGCCUAACUGAUCGAAACACCGUGGUGCAAAAAACUUUUGCCUUUGCCAUGGGACAUCUCGUGCGGACCUCACGGGACAGCAGCACUGACAAAUUGCUGCAGAAGCUGAACAGUUGGUACAUGGAGAAAGAAGAACAAGUCUAUAAAAUGGCCUGUGCAUUGACCAUCCAUGCCAUUGGGCGCUACAGCCCAGAUGUACUGAAGAAUCAAGCCAGACAUGUCUUGCCCCUGGCGUUCCUGGGCAUGCACGAGGUCCCCGAGGAAGAAAAAGGCGAGAAGGAAGAGGGCAACCUGUGGACUGAAGUCUGGCAGGAAAAUGUGCCUGGUACUUACGGUGGCAUAAGGCUUUAUAUGGAGGAAUUGAUAGCAAUCACCCAGAAAGCUUUGCAGUCCCAGUCUUGGAAGAUGAAAGCUCAAGGAGCAGCCAGCAUGGCGUCCAUUGCAAAGCAAACUGGCUCCCUGGUCCCUCCGCACUUGGGCAUGGUGCUCUCUGCUCUGUUACAAGGCCUGUCUGGGAGAACGUGGGCAGGAAAGGAGGAGUUACUGAAAGCUACUGCCAGUGUUGUCUGUUCAUGCAGCACAGAGUUGCAGAAGUCUUUACCCAACCAGCCCAGCGUUGACGACAUCCUACAGGCCUUGCUGAAGGAGUGCCGGAAAGAGAACCUCAGGUACAAGAUUGUGGCUCUCCGGUGCACGUCUGAUGUGCUCAAGGCCACGCAGGAGAAUCGGUUCAAGGAGCUGACAGACAUCAUCUUUCCAAUAAUAAAGAAGAACUGCCCUGAGAACAGUUCGCCACAGAACGAUGAUGAAGAUGAGAAUGAAAACGAGAAGGAGCUCCAGAUGGAAUCUCUUCUCUGUGCCUUUGAGAGUUUGGGCAAAGCGUGGCCCAGAAACCCAGAAACGCAACGCUGCUAUCAACAAGAGGUGUGCAAACUAAUGUGUGACCGGCUGAAACUCAGUACGUGGAAAGUGCAGCUCGGAGUGCUCCAAGCUAUGAAAGCUUAUUUUCAAGGGUUACUGUUGCUUGAAGCAGAACACUCAGAUCCUGAGGCUUUGAGAAGAAUACUGUUUGAAACCUGUUCCUCUAUCACCCAUUCUCUAGAGAAUAGAAGCUACACCUCCAUAAGAACUGAAGCCUUGUCAGUGAUAGAAGUACUGCUCACAAAACUUGAAGAGUCCAGACAGUGGGGGAGCCUGAACACAGAAAGCAGAGAAGUCCUCAUUGGCUCCUUAACAGCCCUGAUGUUGGACAGCAGGCCUGAGCUACAAGAGAAAGCCACUUUGCUAAAGAAAAUCUUAGAAAAACUCGAUUGAAUUGACAGCCAACCAAGUGCCAUGCGAAACGAAACAAGCGAAAGCGCGCUGUGAGCUCUGAAUACAGAGAGGGAACGUAAAGACGACUCUGUAGCAUGCAUCAUUCCUUGGCUAAAAUAAAGAACACCUUGAAUUCUGUUCCCCAUUAAUUUUCUCCACCUCCUCUCUCUCCCCCCCCCUCCAAUUUUUUGUAACCAUUUCAAGCAGUUUGGCUAGAAUGAAAGCCUCGAGCGUAUUAAAAAAACCCCAAAAGCACACAACCGUAAACCCAAGCUACGUAAUGAAUUUUUGGGAAAUUGUCCCGGCCUGCGUGCAAAUAAUGGAGGGGAAGAAGCACCUCGUUUGAAAAAUUAACACCAGCCAAAAUCUUUGGUGUGUACCUGGAAAUGAUGUUUGUAAGAAUUUUCAAAAGGUGUUCAUUGGAGCACUGGAGAUCAAAUACUCUGGCCUGUAUCUUUCAUGUGGAGUAAUUAUUACUUAGUGUUGUAUUGCUAGGACUCUGGGUCUUUUUAGAACAUGGUAAGCUAAUGCUAAUAUGGAGAGGUCCACCUUCUGUUGGUUUAGCCUGACUUCCCUUUUGGAAUCCCCUUGAUGUGUUCUGGUCCUCCUGGUCCGCAUACUACCACGUCAUCCGAUGUAAAAAUGGAGCAAUUGCACACUGGAAAGCACUUUAAUUAGCUGUCUGGAAACAAGGGUGUACUUGGUUUUAAACAAGCAAAAAAGGAGCACUGCCCUUUCCCGAAAUAAGUUUUGCAUGACACUCAGAAACAGCAAAGCCCUUAUCCAAAAUAAUGGUUUUCAAGAGUGCUCUGCAUUUUCCACGAACUGUCUCAUAGUAGGCUUCCUUUCCUCAGGUUUGUAACCCCCGUCUUGCUUUGAAAAACUGUACGUGUUUUAACAUUAUUAAGAAGGUGCAGUUAAAUAACAGCGUUAUAUCUGACACGGCAUAUUGUGGUUUAUAAGAAAGUACUUUUGUUUUUCUGGGUAAGGCUUAAUGUUACAUCCAUUUAAGAGAGUGGGAAUGCAUUGCAUUAAGCAGCCCCCUUUUCUUUAGUGGCAAAAGCAUUUUUGGGGAGGGAGGGGGAAAUGACAUUUGCUCCAGUUUUAAUAAAGGCUCCCUAGACGGUGCAGUUAAAACAUUUUAGAACUUCACAACCAUAAUUUAAGGCUCAUCGCCAUACAUCCACAGAAUACCGUGUAGGAAAUAACGUGUGCUACUCGCUAACAGUUUUGUCAUGUGUGGUGUCCUUACCCGUAAGAUGUUUGUAGGAUUUGUUUCACAUGAAGAUCUAUAUGCAGGUAGCACGUUAAUUCCUACAUGGAAGUGCCUUCUGCGUAGGAAUUUUGCAACGUACAAAACUGACCACUGGUUCUGCUUGAUUGGCACAGUUGCCCUGUGGCACCUUGGAGGGCUGCCUGACUCAGCCAGGAUUACUUGGAUGCAUCAGUUAUAUGAAUCGAUCCUCCCGCAGUGCAACAAGCCCCUUUCCAGGUGCCUUUGAUCACGAACCAUCGGCAUCUGCAUGGACUGCUCCCUCGCAGAGACACUUCAUACAUUUGGUGCAUACAUCCCAAGGUGCAAGGGCACAAGCUGUUUGUAAAUUGGCCUUUUUAGGGAGGUUCAGGACAUUUGACAGAAAAAGGGGGGUGUUUAGGGCUGCUUCACAUUUAAUGGCCACCCAGAAUUCCUGGGGUGGGGGUUACAUGCCUGUAUCCUGAGGUUACAGGUUACCUCAAAAUGGCAGCGAGAGGCAUGUUCCUGAUGUGCCGCCACAUUUUGAGGACUCCUGGCCAUUGUUACGAUCUCGCUCCGUGGAAGUCUACUGAGAAAUUAAUGACUGGUGUGUGUGUGUGUGUGUGUCUCUCAUGUGUGUCGUCAGACUCUUGUCUGUUGGUUAAAGGCCUUUGUCUUCUACCUAGCACUGCCCCGUAGCUAAGGAAUAGUAAAGCUGGUCUAAAAGAUUUUAAUGUAUUACGGAAAGCUGCUUGUUGUUUACGCUGAGUUUGAAUUUGCCAAGCACAUCUGUAAAACGGAAUGUUUGUAGGCAUAAGAUCUUUGCAUAACUUUUAACAAAAUAGCCCAUUUUGUCUCGCAGGAGCUCUCUCUCUCUCUUUUUGUAUUACGCAGAAAUGUCAAGUGUUGCUCUUUUUCUUUCUUUUUGCAACAGUUGUUUUGAGUGUUUUAAUAGAACCUGUGACAACCAUAUAUAUAUAUAUAUAUAUAUGACAUGUGCUAGGUCUCCGAUAUGACUCUUCAGCAACGGCUUCAGUAUUUUGAGGUGGAAUCUAAAAACUUGAGUUUGGAACAGCUGCUGUAGUAAGUAUUUCCAAAUGGAAAUUUAUAUUAACCGUACUGAAUACAAAAAUUCCAGAAUAAGAACUACCUGGAAUGUGCAAGUUUGGUGAAUAGCUUCUCUGAAUAGCUUUUUUUCUUCUAAAUUUAGAUUAUGAACUUACCAAACAAACAUGUGCCUCUAUGAGAAACCUACCUGCAAAAAAAAAAAAAAAAAAAAGUUGACUUAGAGGUCAGAUACCCGUCCCUCUUUUAAAUUUGUUGACUUGAUAGGAAAAAAGUGGCCUUUGGAGAGUUAUGUUUUCCUCUGAAAACAAUUGCACUAUAAAACACUGUUGCCCAAAUGUGGGCGCUUGUGCUGCUGUUUAAUGCUGCUUUGUAUACCUGGAUUGAAGUGUGUAAAUUUGACACUAUAGCACCCGCUGAAUUUACAAACUUGUUUUGUGUUUUAAAGAUUUCUAAUGUUGCAAGGAAAAGGUCUCCAUUAAAUUCACUACAUUCA
Molecule: messenger RNA, 8738 nt
Organism: Podarcis muralis (Common wall lizard)
Lineage: Eukaryota; Metazoa; Chordata; Lepidosauria; Squamata; Lacertidae
Gene: ECPAS
Product: Ecm29 proteasome adaptor and scaffold
Biological process (GO): ERAD pathway; proteasome assembly
Cellular component (GO): cytoplasm; nucleus
Molecular function (GO): molecular adaptor activity
Source: RefSeq, a predicted model, not a curated record